Molecule: messenger RNA, 1053 nt
Organism: Acanthosepion pharaonis
Lineage: Eukaryota; Metazoa; Mollusca; Cephalopoda; Sepiida; Sepiidae
Source: the annotation of a GenBank genome assembly
AUGACUAUAUUUUCAGUCUUUAAUAUUCCUCCUCUCUCUCUCUCUCUCUCUCUCUCUCUCUCUCUCCUCUUUCUUAUACAUGCUAUCUAUCUAUCUAUCUAUCUAUCUAUCUAUCUAUCUAUCUAUCUCUGUUUAUAUCUAUCAAUCUCAGUUCAUAGCUAUCUCAGUCUCCUCUUUCUUAUACAUGCUAUCUAUCUAUCUAUCUAUCUAUCUAUCUAUCUAUCUAUCAAUCUAUCUAUCUCUGUUCAUAUCUAUCAAUCUCAGACAGUUCAUAGCUAUCUCAUUUUGUUCAUAACUAUCUAUCUACCUAUUUAUCGAUCUAUCUAUCUAUCUCUCUCUCUCUCUCUCUCUCUAUAUAUAUAUAUAUAUAUAUAUAUAUAUAAGAUUAAUAAUUAUCUAUCUAUUUUCUCUAUUUCUUAUUUCUUUGUCUCCUCAUUUCUCUCUCUUCUCAUUCCCCACCCCCACUUCUUUUCUCUCUCUCUCUCUCUCUGCCCUUCUUUACUUUUCUUCUCACACUGUCAAACUAAAGUAGUCCUUCUUACUGUUUUUCUCUAUCCUUCUCUCCUUCUCGCUUUCAAACUCCCUCUUUUUUAUUUUUGUCUCUCCUAUCUAUCUAUCUAUCUAUCUAUCUAUCUAUCUAUCUAUAUCUCUGAACAGCAUUUCUUCUGUCUUUUUUUUUUCUCUUUUUCCAUCUCUAUCUCUAGAGAGAGAUAUCAAUCUCGCUGUCUCUCUGUCUUACCAUCCAUUAUCUCUUUUCCUAAUUGUUCUCUUUUCCUAAUUGUUCUCUUUCACUAUUUUCUUUCUCUCUUUUCUAUUCCCCCCUCUCUCUCUCUCUCUUUCUCUCUCUCUCUCUCUCUCUUAGUAUCACCUUUUCACUUUUCCUUUUUUCUUUCUAUCUCGCUCAAUAUUUCUUCUUUAUUUCUCACUCUUUUUUUGUUCUCUCUCAAACUCGGCCAUUAUUCCAUAUUUAUAUCUCUCUUCUUCUAUAUCAAUCUCUGUAUAGCCUCCCUCUUUUUUGCCACUGUCAUGUCGGUGAGGAGUAGAAUACGAUGA